Molecule: messenger RNA, 1890 nt
Organism: Plasmodium relictum
Lineage: Eukaryota; Apicomplexa; Aconoidasida; Haemosporida; Plasmodiidae
Product: conserved Plasmodium protein, unknown function
Exons: 1
Coding region: 1-1890 (629 amino acids)
Source: RefSeq, a predicted model, not a curated record
AUGAAUGAAAUAUCUAUCAAUAAAAAUGAAAAUAAAUUGAUAAAUAAAAGCAAUCCAUCUGAGAAUGAUAAUUUUAUAAAUAAUAUUAUAAAUAUACCUGAAAUAAUAUGCAGAAAUGGGAAAAAAAAUGAAGAAAAAAAUUUCGAUUAUGUUAACUCUAUAAAUGAAGCUAAAAAGCAUCAAUUAGAUGAAAAAAACUUGGCAAAGAGCAAUAAAAUACAUUGUAAUAAUAAUAAAGAAUUUGAUAGAAUUAAAUUUGAUGAAAUGAAAAACAUGAAUAAUUAUGAUAUAAAAUGUAGUAAAUAUGUUAACAGUAAGAAUAUUAAAUUCUAUGAUAAAAAUUAUAAUUUCGAAGAUAUGACGAAAAACAAAAUUAUGAAUAGUGAUGAAAAUUCAACUUUGAUAGAUGAGCAAAAACACAUUAUAAGCAAUAAUGAUCUGAUAAAAGAACAAAAUGCUAAAAAUGAUUUCUUAAAAAAAGCAUUAUUAUUAGAUUAUGAAAAAGACCUUCCUUUUAAAAAUAAUCAAAGUAUAAUAAAUAAUUAUAAAGAGAGAACAAAAGUUGAUAAUGAUAAAAUUAUUUUAAUCAAUGAAAAUGAAAAAGAAAACAUUAAAAAUUCAACAGAAUCCAUUAAAAUAUGUAAUAAAAUCCCAGAGAAGGAAAUAGGAUAUCCAAAUGAUAAAGUUGUUGAAAAUUCUGAAGAACAUAAAAAAGAUAUUAAAAAUAAAAACGAUUCUAUUAAAAUAGAUAUUUUUUAUUCAAGUAAAAGCGAAAAAUCAUUAGAUGAAAGUGAAGAAAAUAGCUCAUAUGAUUCAUUUGAGGAUUUCUAUGAAAACAUAUGUCAGUCAGAUGUUCCUUUAGAUUUUUAUAAAAAAUUUUUAAACACAAAAAACUCUAAUUUUUUAGAAUCAGAAUAUUAUCUUGAUUCAAAAAAUGAUGCAACUGAAGAAAUAAAUAUUUUGAAUAAUUAUAUCAAAAAUAUAACAGAAAAUUUACAAAAAUCUGCACCUAUAGAUAUUGAUAAUAAAUUAAUUAAUAUCCUUUCUUUAUCAUUUUUAACUUUCAUUGAUCAUGUAAUAUAUGAUUCUCAUAUAUAUGCUUUAAAAAAUGAAUUUUUACAAGAGGUAGAAAUGAUAAAAACUAAAAGCAAAGAUGAAUUCAAUUACAAAGAAUAUCAAAAAAUAGAAGAUUUAUAUAAUUUUAUUCCAGACGAUAAUAAUAAAAUAAAAAAUAGAAUCAAUAAUUCAAAUGAAAAAAAUAGUAUUAUUAAUGAAAAAACAUUUAAUGAUAAAUUUGAAAAAUUAACUACAAAUUCAAGCAUAAUUAAUGAUAAUAAUAUAAAAGAAAAACAUAAGGAAAAUUCAAAUAUAAAAAAAUCAAAUGAUAAUGAAAGAAAAAAAAAAAAAAACAUCAGUAUGAUUUAUAAUCCUGAUAUAAUUAAUAUUUGUCUAACUAACUUAUAUAACCAAAAGUUAGUAGAUCAAAUUACAGAUAAAAAAAAAAAUAGCAGUCAAGAAGUUUUGACAGUUAAUAACAAUAUAACUAUAUCAAAAAAUGAUAACAUUAAUGCAAAGAAUGAAGAUAUACCAAUUGAUACUAAAAAAAUAGAAAAUCUUAGAAAUUACGAUAAUAAUUUGGGAAGCGAAAAAAAAGCAGAAAAAAAAAUUUUUGAAUCAGAAAAUCAUAUAAAAGAAAAAACUGAUGAAAUAAAAGAAAAUAUAAAUUUUAAUAAAAGUGAAGACUCUCUACAAACUAAUUUAAACGAUAAAUUAUAUCAGAGAAAAGUUAUAAUCAAACAAAUAAAUGAUAAAAUUAAAAAAAACAAUAGUAAUAUGAAUAAAUUUAUGAACUAUCAAAAAUAUUCAUUGGAAGAUAUAUUUGAUAUUUAA